GGCGGGAGGGGGGUGGGGGAUCCCGAGGCACCGGCGGCGGUGAAUCUGCGAGGGCCUGGAGCGGCGUCAGGCGGCUCUCCACGCCACAACUUGCCCACAACAGACAAGCCUCGUCCUGCGCCCUGGAAGAAGGAGCCGGCCUGCCGCUUCCCGCUCGGCUGCUCCUCGGCCUCCACGGGCUCCUCCGCUCCAGCAGCGCCCCUGGGAUCUGCGUCCCCAGCCUCGCCCCCGUCCGCUUGCAGCGCCCGGCGCCCGCCCAGGAGCGCGCAGCUCGGGUGCUGGGAAUAUAACGGUGAGCAAGAGAGAUCACGGCCCUUGUUCCCGCUGAUCCUGCAGCCCAGUGGAUGGAGUCCACAGUACAUAGACCUGCCAGGAAAGACAAACAUUUUCCUGAUGGUUGGUCCAAGAAGGGGCUCCUCGGUGGACUGAGGAAUGUCUGGCUUUUCCUCAGUUCAUCCAUCUCUGUGAUAGCCACAGGCAGCUCCCAGAAGACCUCGAGAAUGAGAGGCCCGAGGUCCCCAAGUUGCUGCUAGAAACAUUUUAGCCUCUCCUGAACACAGAAUGCAGCUGCCACAUAAGUUUGUAAGGGCCCUGGACGCACGCUGACCACGCGCUGGCCAGCUCGCCUUUUGCUCCGGGUCUAGGCCAAGGCGCUGCCAUAGCAACGGCCUAGACGCCCGGACCUUAGGCCGCCGCCGCGAGGGGUGGGGCGGCGGCGGCCCGGGAGGCGGCCGGGUAGACGGGACCGCCCCCUCCUCGGAUGCCAGCAGAGGCGGCGGAUAAGCUUCCAAGCAUGCCCUUUCAGAAGCACGUCUACUACCCGCUCGCCAGCGGCCUGGAGGGACCCGACGCCGCCGCGGGGGGCGCCGCGGCCAUGGCCUGUCCCCCUCCCAGCGUGGCGUCGGGCCCCCUGCCCUUCUUCCAGUUCCGACCACGGCUGGAGAGCGUGGACUGGCGGCGGCUGAGCGCCAUCGACGUGGACAAGGUGGCGGGCGCCGUGGACGUGCUCACGCUGCAGGAGAACAUCAUGAACAUCACCUUCUGCAAGCUGGAGGACGAGAAGUGCCCGCACUGCCAGUCGGGGGUGGACCCGGUGCUGCUGAAGCUCAUCCGCCUGGCGCAGCUCACCAUUGAGUACCUGCUGCACUCGCAGGAGUUCCUCACCUCGCAGCUGCACCACCUGGAGGAGCGCCUGCGCCUGAGCCUGGCCGACGGCGAGCAGAGCAAGAGGCUCCUCAGCAAGCAGGCCGGGGAGAUCAAGUUCCUCAAGGAAGAGUGUAAACGCAGGAAAAAGAUGAUCUCCACCCAGCAGCUGAUGAUUGAGGCCAAAGCCAGCUAUUACCAGUGCCAUUUUUGUGACAAGGCCUUUAUGAACCAAGCUUUCCUACAGAGUCACAUUCAGCGCCGCCACCCUGAGGAUUCUCAUCUUGAGUAUAAGAAAAGGGCGCAGACUGACAAGCUUCAGAAUGAGAUGGACAUGUUGAAGGAGCAGCUGCAGCUUACCAAGUCUCAGCUGGAGGCUGCACAGCACGCCCACGCAGUCCAAGUCUCCAAGGAAUAUGAAAUGCAAAAAACAAAAGAGGAAGAAUUUCUGAAGUUGUUCGAUAGAUGGAAGGAAGAAGAAAAGGAGAAACUAGUUGGUGAAAUGGAAAAAGUCAAGGAAAUGUUUAUGAAAGAGUUUAAAGAAUUGACUUCUAAGAAUUCAGCGUUAGAAUAUCAAUUGGCAGAAAUCCAGAAGUCCAAUAUGCAGAUCAAGUCUAACAUCGGCACGUUGAGAGAUGCCCGAGAGUUUAAAGAAGAACGUCCUCAGUAUUCCCAGGAUUUCCAGAAUGUGAUACAACUUGUGAAUAGCCAGGAAAGCAAGUGGACAGCUCAAGUUCGGGCUCUUCACCAAGAACAAAAGAAAGGGAGGAGCCAGAUCCUGUCGCAUAUAGAGAAAUUUCGAACCUCAAUGACAAACGAUCUAAAUGCAAGCAAUGUUUUCUACAAGAAAAGGAUAGACGAGUUGGGACAGAGACUGCAGGAGCAGAAUGAGCUGAUCAUCACUCAGCGACAACAGAUUAAAGAGUUUACCAGUAAAUCAUUGAACAGUGUUGGUGAACCCAAAGGGAGUCCAUUAACCUGGCAAACUUCUGAAUCUAAGCCAACUGCCCCAACUAUACCUGUGAAUGCCUCGGCCCCACAGACUUUGGAUGCGAAGUCAAGUCUAACAAUGGCACAUGGAAGGGAAAAUGAACAGAAAUUAAAUAACAAGAUACAUUUAAGGAAAGCUUUGAAGAAUAACCCUUCCCUCACUAAGCAAAUAAGAACAGUCUUGGAGCAGAGUUUGGUGGAAAGACUGGAAACCCUGGGGAUUAAUGCAGAUACACGUGGUAUUCCAAGUGAUCGCUUGAACAGAGUGCUAAGAACCGUGGAAUCCACCAGACAUGAGCGAGAAAGAAAAAUACCCAACAUUCAGCAAAUUCGAGAACACCUCGAACAUCAGGUCAGCUGUAAGAUUGAGGAGAGGACAUUGCUGUCAACAGACAGGUGCAAUGCUUCCCAAGUGGAUAUCCUUUCAGCUGGAGAAGUACCCAGAGCAGCCCACCGUCCUCCCAGAAGCAGGCAGUUGAUUAGGCAAAGGCCUGUUUUUACUGAUAGGACAUCUGUUCCAAAAGUUAAGAAAAAUAGAGAAGAUCACUUUCCCAGAAAGACUUCAACGGCUGCGACGCCUCCCUUUAGUUCGGAGGAAGACCUGGAUGAUGACGACCUGAUCCGGGCACACACCUCCCCAGACUUACUUCAGGUGCUGUCCUCUAAAAGCAACAGGAGCAGCUUAGGAAGGAGUACCACCAAAAGUGACACUGACUGGACCGAGGGAAGUGAAAUCGAGGAUUCUGAUAUUUCUCCCAAGCCCACAGAAACCUCCAUUAAAAUAUUAACCGGAAAAGUUGAAAAGACGGUUUCAAAUCAUAGAAAUGUGAACAAGCCAGUCGGUGGGAUUCAUGUUGCUGAGGCAUUCAUCAAGAAAGAACUAAACGAAGAUGUAAAGUGUGUAGAUGUGGAAGAUGAUGACUGGGACAUAUCAUCCUUAGAGGAAGAAAAAUCUUUGGGGAUGAAAAUUGGGAGAGAGCAGAAGGAUCCUCCGCCUAUGAAGAAUGAGUCAAAUUCUGCUCAAGUGCCAAGUGCCUGGGGUGCAACUAACCUGAAAGGGCCAAAAGGAGGACUUCAGGAUGAAUCCAGCACCGUGAAAAGCAGCUUAGUAACUGUGACUGAUUGGAGUGACUCUUCAGACGUAUAACUGUCCCCCUGGGCCUCAGAAGGUCCUUCUCGAUGCCAGCAGUAUUCCAGUCUCGCACUAUUUCCGUUCCCGGCCUGCGCAACGCGAAUGCUCCUGCCCGGCAGUAUUUCCCACAAUAACAAGGAAGCUGGCUUGCGAAGAACAAGAGUCUCUUUAAUGGCACCUAACGCAAUUUUGAAAAACAAAUUGUCAACAGUAUUUUGAAGCAUAUAAAGGUGUUUAAGACUGCUGCUUAAAAAUAACGUGUCACUGAAGUCAUAAAAAUUUUUUUCUUCAGAACGGUACUCUAGUGUUUUAAGUGUAUUU
This is a messenger RNA of Phacochoerus africanus (Common warthog), 3586 nucleotides long. It is a transcript of the gene DZIP1, whose product is annotated as DAZ interacting zinc finger protein 1. Gene Ontology annotation, cellular component: cytoplasm; ciliary basal body. The record is from RefSeq and is a predicted model, not a curated record. NCBI's taxonomy places the organism in Eukaryota, Metazoa, Chordata, Mammalia, Artiodactyla, Suidae. Gene Ontology annotation, biological process: cilium assembly.